CCCAGAUUUCUCCCAUAUUUAGCCUCCAAUCAGGUGGGCUUCCUGGAAUGCUCAGCACUUUAAGGCAGUGGUUUGGUGGCCCUGAGCUUGCAGGCUUCAAUUUACAAACAGAAAGCUUUGCACCUGCUCUGUGCAAGGGAAAAAUCCCUUGGGGAACUUGGGAGGGGCCAGAGACGCAGCUUCCACAGGCAGGCAACCUAGUAUCUAGUCCUCAGCUGCCGACAACCUGGGGUGCACAGACCAUACCAAAGAAAGCUUCUCCAGAGGCCAAGAGCACCCUUAACUAGGCUCUCAAGCUCACCUAGCUGUGGUUAUGUGCUCUGUUGGGCCUCUGUUGGCUUCCUGGGCUCGUGUCAGUGAGCGUGGAGCAGCUCUCUAAUUGUGAAACUCUUUGUUGGGGUCUCAAAGAACCUUGCCUGGCUGGGCAGCAGAAGAGAGGCAGAAAAUCAUUGCUGGUUUCAGUGCUCAUGAGCUCUCAAGAGCUUGUCUUUGAUUGGAGCUGGUGUGGACCGAACAACGGAUGCUGACCGUGGCCCCAGGACUCUGAAGCCAUCUGACUGGUGUCCUCAUUAGCAUGCUGAUGCCAUAGUCCCACAGAGAGCACCAGGAGAGCAUCUCUGAGGCUGCUUGACGUGACUGCUUGUCACCAUGGUGACAGCUUCAGAUGCUGGAAGAAGUGAAAGAAGCUGCAAAGAGCUUCCCUGGUCUCUCUGGGUGCUAGAGUCCACCGGUUAUUCCUUUGUCAGGUGAGAGGCCUGGAUGUACAUGGAGGAUGACCGAAAAAUCCAAUGGUGUGAAGAGCUCUCCAGCCAAUAACCACAACCACCACCCUCCGCCCUCUAUCAAGGCCAAUGGCAAAGAUGACCACAGGACAGGGAGCAGACCACAGUCUGUGGCAGCUGAUGAUGACACUUCCUCAGAACUGCAAAGGCUGGCGGAGAUGGACACCCCACAGAGGGGGAGGGGUGGCUUUCGAAGGAUUGCUCGCCUGGUGGGGGUCAUCAGAGACUGGGCCAACAAGAAUUUCCGUGAGGAGGAACCAAGGCCUGAUUCAUUUCUAGAGCGUUUCCGUGGGCCUGAGCUCCAGACCGUGACAACACAUCAGGGGGAUGGCAAAAGCGACAAGGACGGCGAGGGGAAAGGCACCAAGAAGAAGUUUGAACUGUUUGUCUUGGAUCCAGCUGGGGACUGGUAUUACCGCUGGCUGUUCGUCAUUGCCAUGUCUGUUCUUUACAACUGGUGCCUGUUGGUGGCCAGAGCCUGCUUCAGCGAUCUACAGAGAAACUAUUUUGUGGUAUGGUUGGUGCUGGACUACUUCUCAGACGCUAUCUACAUUGCAGACCUCAUCAUUCGACUGCGCACGGGCUUCCUAGAACAGGGGCUGCUGGUCAAAGACCCCAAGAAAUUGAGAGACAACUAUAUCCACACUUUGCAGUUCAAACUGGAUGUGGCCUCCAUCAUCCCCACAGACCUCAUCUAUUUUGCUGUGGGUAUCCACAACCCUGAGGUGCGCUUUAACCGUCUCUUACAUUUUGCGCGUAUGUUUGAGUUCUUUGACCGCACUGAGACACGCACCAGCUACCCCAACAUCUUCCGAAUCAGCAACCUGGUCCUCUACAUCUUGGUCAUCAUCCAUUGGAAUGCUUGCAUUUACUAUGCCAUCUCCAAAUCCAUUGGCUUUGGCGUUGACACCUGGGUUUACCCCAACAUUACUGACCCUGAGUAUGGCUACCUGGCUAGGGAGUACAUUUACUGCCUUUACUGGUCCACACUGACACUCACCACCAUUGGAGAGACACCACCCCCUGUAAAGGAUGAGGAGUACCUAUUUGUCAUCUUUGACUUCCUGAUUGGUGUCCUCAUCUUUGCCACUAUCGUGGGAAAUGUAGGCUCCAUGAUCUCCAACAUGAAUGCCACACGAGCAGAGUUCCAGGCCAAGAUUGAUGCUGUCAAACACUACAUGCAGUUCCGAAAGGUCAGCAAAGAGAUGGAAGCCAAGGUCAUCAAAUGGUUUGACUACUUAUGGACUAAUAAGAAGACCGUAGAUGAACGAGAAGUCCUCAAGAACUUGCCAGCAAAGCUGAGGGCUGAGAUAGCCAUUAAUGUCCACUUGUCCACUCUGAAGAAAGUCCGCAUAUUCCAGGACUGUGAGGCUGGUCUGCUGGUGGAACUGGUACUGAAGCUUCGUCCUCAGGUCUUUAGUCCUGGAGAUUAUAUUUGCCGUAAGGGGGACAUUGGCAAGGAAAUGUACAUCAUCAAGGAGGGCAAGUUGGCAGUGGUAGCUGAUGAUGGUGUGACUCAGUAUGCCUUGCUCUCAGCUGGGAGCUGCUUUGGAGAGAUUAGCAUCCUUAACAUUAAGGGUAGCAAAAUGGGCAAUCGGCGCACUGCCAAUAUCCGUAGUCUGGGCUACUCAGAUCUCUUCUGCUUGUCCAAGGAUGAUCUUAUGGAGGCGGUGACUGAGUAUCCUGAUGCCAAGAAGGUUCUAGAGGAACGGGGUCGGGAGAUCCUGAUGAAGGAAGGCCUGCUGGAUGAGAAUGAAGUAGCAGCCAGCAUGGAGGUAGAUGUUCAGGAGAAGCUGGAGCAGCUGGAGACAAACAUGGAGACCUUGUACACUCGCUUUGCCCGCCUGCUGGCCGAGUACACUGGGGCCCAGCAGAAGCUCAAGCAGCGUAUCACAGUGCUGGAGACCAAGAUGAAACAGCACCAUGAGGAUGAUUACCUAUCAGAUGGGGUAAACACCCCUGAGCCCGCUGCUGGGGAGUAGCCAUAUGUACCUAUCCAGCCUUGCUUUAAGCCCGGGAGUUAGAAGUGCUGUAUAGAACUCCAAGCUUACAUACAUUAUCCUCAUGUCCCUCUAUACUCUCUCCAAAGCCUUGCAGAGGCUUACGGUUUUGGCUACAUCUUGGAGUCCCCCUCUGAGUCCAGCUAACAGCCAAGCUUGUGGACAGUGCAGAUCAUGUGGGCUGAAUUCCCAAGAGUUGGACUGCCUAAGUCUAAAAAGGAAUCAGGGAGGAGCUGAAUUGUCCUUGGUCAGGUUUUCUUGGGACCAGAAAUCUAGACAGUGUUCUCUGAAGAACAGUGUGCGCCAUGAUGCCUGACGCCUCCUUUUGGCUUCUUUAUGUCUAAGCACUCCCUCCUGCUUUCUGCCCCCAACGCCUUUCUAGCAUGGGUUCU
Molecule: messenger RNA, 3174 nt
Organism: Acomys russatus (golden spiny mouse)
Lineage: Eukaryota; Metazoa; Chordata; Mammalia; Rodentia; Muridae
Gene: Cnga2
Product: cyclic nucleotide gated channel subunit alpha 2
Exons: 8
Coding region: 773-2764 (663 amino acids)
Biological process (GO): potassium ion transport; monoatomic cation transmembrane transport
Cellular component (GO): plasma membrane; intracellular cyclic nucleotide activated cation channel complex
Molecular function (GO): cGMP binding; intracellularly cGMP-activated cation channel activity; voltage-gated potassium channel activity
Source: RefSeq, a predicted model, not a curated record